CGUCAUCAUGCCUCGGACCACAAGAAGACGCCAGGUCGAAGCUCCCUCUGCAGCUCAACCCAUCAGCAACUUUACCCGCGUCUCCAAGAGCCAGGCUUUCCCCGAGGCCACCAAAAAGGACGCCAUCUCCCGCACUGAGUCGACGAGGAAGAGGAAAGCCACAGUCGACGAUGCUGAAAGCAAUCACGCCCGGGUCACGAGAAGGACCGUCUCGUCUUAUCCCAGCAGCGAUGAAGAGCCGGUGGCAGCAACACCAUCGAAGCGCGCCUGUCGAAGAGACUCGUCAAACGAGGAGGCGGCCCUGAACGUUGAGGCCCCGGUCAAGGGCAAGAAAGUCGCCAAGUCGACGCCUUCACGCGCCGCUGCUGCUCAUAAGCCAAGCGAAUCGACCAUCAUCGCAAAGUCGAAGCAAGACGGCAGGACUAAGACUGUGCAGACCAAGCUUGACUCGUUCCGCCUGGCUGGCCAGAAGAAGGAACAGGGCAAGGCACAUGGCAUCGAGUCCGAGUUCGCACCUGAGCUGGUCGACCUGAUCCGCCUCCACAAGGCCUUCCUCAAGACCAUCACCCUCCAAAUCGCACACAGCGGAAGCAUUGCGCCCAUCGACAUCUCAUCCAUCACGCCCAACAUCUCCCGCUCUUGGGGCAAGCGACAGGUCACAGUCGACGACAUUCGAAGAUGCAUUGCCCUCCAGACUUCAACACGAGCUGCCGAUGUCGUCUCGCCCUUCAUCGUGUCCGACUAUGGCCGUGGCAAGAUCUGCAUAGAGCUGCAUCCCGACCACACCAAUGGCGCAAUUUCCAUCAACGAAGAUCACCUCUGCAGAAAUUUCGAGCAAAAUCUCCGCGACCUUUGCGCUGGCCGAGCCCAUGAUCAUGACACGUCCGACGACGUGGACGUGCCUCUGGCCAGUUUAUCUCUGGACGAGCUGCCCCGCGCUGAAAUCAGAAACAUGGAUACUGGCAUCAAAGCCAACCAGAUUCUUGCCAAAGGACACAAUGCCCUAUCGGCACUCAAGGGAGGAAUGCUAGCGAAGCAGCAAGAGAAGGAGACCAAACAGCAGGCCGCUGCCGCCAUGGUGAACCCCGACGGCACCAAGAUGAGCCUGUUGGACCGUCUACGAUACAAGCAACUCGCAAAGGCCAACGAGCCUCUUCCGCAGGGACCAGAGCUCCAGCGCCGAGCCGCUUUGAACCGCGUCAUCGACGUCGCUGCUACGAUUUCCAUGCUCAGCCUGGCCAACCCAGCGUCUCUGCCACGACAGGCCUUCACCAUGGGCCUCAUCUCGGACAAGCUCAGGGACUCUCUGCGUGUUCCGCUUUCAAAGGAGGAGGGGAUGAUUUGCGUCCGGCUGAUUGCCAAUGAAGUGGCACCAGAGUGGCUCAAGAUUGUUACCAUUGGCGGAAGGGAGAACGUCGUUGUCUCGAGGGGCUCGCAGCCUGUUGAUCGGGUGCUCCAAGAGCGAGUACAGAAGCUGCUGGCAUGAU
This is a messenger RNA of Trichoderma citrinoviride, 1487 nucleotides long. RefSeq lists its product as hypothetical. The transcript has 2 exons. NCBI's taxonomy places the organism in Eukaryota, Fungi, Ascomycota, Sordariomycetes, Hypocreales, Hypocreaceae. The record is from RefSeq and is a predicted model, not a curated record. Bases 8 to 1486 code for a protein of 492 amino acids.